Molecule: messenger RNA, 15543 nt
Organism: Lymnaea stagnalis (great pond snail)
Lineage: Eukaryota; Metazoa; Mollusca; Gastropoda; Lymnaeidae
Source: the annotation of a GenBank genome assembly
AUUGUCAUUCGAUACUUAAACGACAUGGCCUCCCAGGAGAAGAAGAAGCUGUGCGACCUACGCGUUAUUGACCUGAAAAGUGAAUUAGAGAAGCGAAAUUUAGAUAAAAAUGGAAUUAAAUCGGUUUUGCUUGAAAGACUUCAAAAGGUAAGCAUAUUUUCAUUAUGCAUUGAAGAUUAAUGACAUGUUGUCAGCUUUACUUUUGAAAUUUAGAUCCAGCCAUACUCAUAGUCAUAGAUUAUGAUAGUCAAACAAAUAUGGCCACUAAGCCUAAGCCGACUACCUCAAAGCAGCAGGCAUUAUCAUGCCAUAAAAUUUGGGCCUAUCUUUUUAUGGUAAUUCCUUAUUUUAGUGCGUUUUAUUAUUUCUACAGAAAUAAAAUUAAUAAUUCAUUUUUACCUCAUGGAACUACAAUAAAACACUUCAGUGGCUCCUGUAACAUGUAUUUAUUGUUUUCCAAUUGUUUUUUCAUGUAUUUUGCAGUGGUUUUAAGGUGAAAAUUUAUUAUAAACCAUGUAUUUACAAAGACUAUCGAUGGCUGCUAUUGUUUUGGUCCGUUUCGCUGAAGUUUGGCCAGAUUUUUUGCCAGUCUCAGACCAAAAUUAUUAUUGAUACUGUUAAAGGAAUGUAAAAAUAAUAGAAUAGACAAUUAUUAUGUCAGAUUCAGGGGCAUCGGCUUACACUAAGGUGUAGGUGUAGGGACCGGCAUCGGCUUACACUGGGGUGUAGGCGUAGGGACCGGCAUUGGCUUAUACUGGGGUGUAGGCGUAGGGACCGGCAUCGGCUUACACUGGGGUGUAGGCGUAGUGACCGGAAUCUCGCUGAGCGUUGAAGGUGCCGUCGUCCCAUCGUGUUGUCCAUCCACUCUAGGCCCAUUUAAUGCGAUCUGUGCCAGUAUGAAGGUUAAAAGGUCAUAUCUUGGAUGGUGGACGUGGGGCAGGAGGGUGGGGGUAAACUUCCCCUGUCCAUCAGACCGUGAUGAUCGGCAUCACGUUAUGCCCCCUCCCCCCUCCCCAACCACCACUUUUUUUUCUCUCUCCCAGAGCGCUCGAAAUAUACGGGUAGCCCCUUGAAGUUGAAGCCAUGAUGGGGGGGGGGGGGAUUUGAAACUGAUUACCAAGGCAGCGUACAUACACAUCAUCAUUUACUUGUGAAUAGAGUUAUCUGACCGAGAGUGAUCGGGACGAUGCAUUACGUCACUAUAUCAAAGAAUGACAACGUAGCAGUUUCAGUAGUGGUGUAAGCUGACCAGAGAAACCACGAAACAGUGGGCCUGGCAAAAGACGCCGAGCACGGAGUCUCGACGUAAUAGGAUUCCAUGAACAUCAAAGAACGACCGAUGUCCAAGCCACUGAUGGGCAAGGGAACCAGAGGCAAGGCUCGAGCACGUGGUGUUGUAAUACUUUUGCCUUUGUUUAAAUAGAUGGACAAGGGAACCAGAGGCAUGGCUCGAGCACGUGGUGUUGAUGUAACACCUUUGUUUAACUAGGGCUGAAGUUGAUGAAUUAAAAGUGGCGCUGUAAAGAGAAGCUUAGGUUCUUGGAAGUAAGGUUGUUCACCGCCGGAGCUGGAGUGGGUCUGCAUCUGCUAAAAUUCCCUACUUCUCUGAGCUUAAAAAAAUAUUAACUAACUAGCCAAAGUCAGAAAAAUAACGUCUACGGCCUUUUAAUUUACAUUGAAAUUAUGCGCCAAGUAAAAAAAAAAAAAAAAACUCUAAUUAAUUUGUCUCCUAUAAAAACACAUUUAAAAUAACUUGUGUAACCUUUCGGUCCCCGAUAGUAUCCCAUUUUCCAAUGAGAUCCAGAUCCUAUUGGAAUCCCAAUCCCAUUGAAAUCCCGUUCCCAAUGUAAUCCCAUUCCCAUUGGGGGUUCCAAUUCCGUUAGGAUCGAUCCCAUUACCCGAUGGGAACCCAAUCCCGUCGGUAUCACAAUCCUGGUGUGAUCCCAUCGAAAGCUUGAUUCCAGUGGGAUCCUGCUUCCCAGUUAGAUCCCAAAUUCCGGUAUGCCACUGAUCCUGUUUUCCUAUAGAACCUCGGUAUGAUCCCGCAACCCGAUGGGAUCCCGUUACAAGAUUAAUCCAUUCAUGUUAAGGUAUUUUUUAGUAAUUUUAUUUAUAUAGCUCAUAUAAUAUAAGGGAAAAAAUGAAUUCAGCCCCCCCACUCCUAACGGAAUGUUAUAAAAAGUGCAUAACCCCUUAUCCUUAAGACUAAGAGUUCCUUCCAGAUAAUGAUGGAUAUAUGUGCUAAGUUGGGUCAAGAGCCAUCAAUCCGCGUGAACACUUUUGUGGAACAAACAGACGAACCCACUAUUACACUACAGGAAGAAAAUCACAUACUCAUACAUUGAUCAUGAAGUCGUGAAGUUAAAGUUGUCCGAGGCAUUGUCAUUGUGAUACCAAGCGUGUGUCAACACAAAACAGCAGUAAGAUGAUAAAUACGAAACACUGCAGUGAUUUUUAAAAGUCUUUUAACAAUAAUUAAAUAUCAUUUAUUUAGUUUUACAUUGGCGUUAUACAUUAGUAAAAAAAAUGCCUACGGAAAGGGGGGGGGGUGUGCAAAAGGUAAGUUUGUUGUGCGGACGUCCUGUGUGGACAACCCCUAUCCAGAGCCGUGAUUUGUGAAUGCCCCCUUUUUGGUUAAGCCUCUUCCCAUAACUCACCACCGACCCCGACAAGGAUCGAUUUCUUAACAAUUUAAAAAAUAUAUAUAUAUAUAUAUAAAAACUUUGACAUAGCGCAAAUCCUGUCCCAAGCCCAUUGUGCAAUGGUUUCUGUGAGAAAACGUCAUGUUUUACCCUGAGAGUAGCACAUGCCAUGCCAUUCUGGAAACAAAUUCCGUCAUGAAAAGGGUAAACGCAGACCUAUGGCUUUGUUAUACAGUUUGCUACCGCUCCGCAAGUUUCUAAAAUCUAGGUGUUUUCAAAAGAUUUGCCUGAGACUGAGUGUUGUGAAUGAACCUUUGAUAUGGUAUAUACAUUUUGCCAAUGCAUUAGGCAUAGUGAAAGCAAGAUGGUUCAAGGUUGAAAUACGACCAUGCACAUUAAUGACAUUAAAAUUAUAUGAUAUUAAUGAUAUACUGGUAUUUUCUUUUGGUGUUCGUAAAAGUAAAAUGUAAAUAUUCAACUACACGAAUGUUGAAAUACAAUAGAAUAUCACUUAGUCACUUAGUAUUCAUAAUGUUUCUCUUACACGUGUUACAUACACUAUACAUGCGCUUUCAGAAACUUUAAGUUCUAAUGUCUAAAGUCUUAUUACUAAAUUUACCGGCAUUUUCAAAGUCAGAGGCCGGCACAACUUGUUGAAACACUUAUAUAUAAUAUAGAUAUAUAAAGUGUAUUUAAUAUAAUAUUUAAACAUGUUUAACUUGUUUAAAUUGCUACAAAAUAUUUUAAAACUUAAUGAGAGGGGGAAAAGCUCGAGCCGCUACUGGGAAUUGAUCUCGAACUACAUUAUCGCCAAGCGUCCACUCUACCACUUGACCACACAAAAUCUUCUCUAACAAGCAUAUCCGAAAACCAGGCCAUUGGUACAUUUUUGCUGCGGUGUACCCAGGCCAAAGCUCACAAUUUCACUAGGUACACCGCCGCAGUUUACGCAGGCCAACGCCGAUGGUUUCGCUAGGUACACCACCGCUGUGUACACAUCCACUUCGUAAAAAAAAUAAUUUAAUAAAAAAAACAUGAAUUUUUCAAAUAAAACAUUGAAAUACAUCACAAAUGAACAAAAUUAAGCAACUAAGGUCUAAUUGCACAAAAUUUCCAGGAGACAAAUUCCUAAUCUAAUAAUAUAUACAACACGAAGAACAACAAAACUUUUUAAAAUAAAAGAAAUGGAAACAUGUUUUGGAUCAAUUUAUGCAGGUUGUUGACACAUCUUGAUGCGCUUCUAUCCAUCCAUGUGGCGCUACAGUCCAUUUAGGGCUUUAGCCUGUAUCAACACAUCCUUCCAUUCAGACCUAGCUUUUUUUCCAUGUUUUGGAUUCCCUGCUGCUAUAUAUCCCUUUCUAGAUCAUUCAUCCAUCUAAGGCUUUAAGUCAUUUUCCUCUGAGGUUUUUGUGGUGCACCAUCUUCACUCCUCUGUCAUUUGGCAUUCGUUCUAAAUGUCCAGCCCAGUGUAGCGUGACAUUUUUAAAAUUUUUGUUACUAGUGUGGGAUCCUGAUAUAGACUGUACAAUUUAUAGUUGGUUCGUAUUCUCCAUCCAUAUUAUCAUUUGUUGGUCCUUUUAUUUUCCGGAAAACUUUCCCUCCUGUGUGUUUAAUAGGGGUUUUCUGCCGUUUUUGUUAGGAUCCAAAUUUCACUUUGUAUAUUGCAACUGAUUGCAGUUUAGUUUUGUUUAGUUUUCUUUGUUUUUUCUCGUAACGUUUCUGAGUAUUUUCUGACAACAGAAGCCUGCCUUGUUUUCGGCCGAUAUUCUUUCUUUUAUAUCUUUUAGUAAUUCAUUUCUUUCAUUUAUGAAGAAUCCUAGGUUUUUUAAUUGAUUUACUUUUUCAAAAGCAUGGUUUUUAAUUAUAAUAGUUUCAUCUAUCUAUUCUUCUCUUAGCACAGUUAUGCUUGUAUUUAUAUGUCUUAUAAUUCAUUAUAAUAUAAGCUUUGGAUAAAUCUUUACUGCUUUUCACUAGCAGUGCUAUGUCAUCAGCAUAUGCAAGAGACUGAAAGGGUUGGUGCAGAGAGUGCCUAUUGAUUGUGGGUCUUGGUUUUCCCUCAAAAAGUAAUCUGUUAAAAUUACUCUGUGUCAAUAUGUAUGCUUCUUAUAACUCUCCAAUCUUAGGUUAAAUAGCAUACAAUCACACAAGUCAGCGAGUCUCCUUGUCUUAGGCCUUAGCUUAUCUGAAAUUCCCUUGAGUAUUCACUGAACAUUGAUUUUGCUUUUUGAGUUGUUUAUCAGUCAGUUUGUUGGAUGUGGUUAACUUCUGCAGUGUCUCAUUUAGAUGCUAUUUUCUUUUGAUGCUGUCAUUUGCUAUUUUAUAGUCCACAUAUGACAUAGAGUUAAGGUACUGGAAUAUUAUAUUUGUAGCAUUUUUCGAAUAGGCAUCUGAUGGUGAAGAUCAGAUCAGUUGUUGAUCUGUUUUGUCUGAAUCCACAAUCAUGCAUCUAGAGGGAUACAAUAAAGUUCCCAUGUAUGGCACAAAAUAAAUGUUUAUGGAAGGAAGCAUUGCAUCAUGAAUUAUGCCUGGGUCACGCUCUACUCAUAAAUAUGAUCAGAGCACAUCUCAACCCACCAGUCAUCAGUCUAAAAAUAUUUGUAAUUUUUAAAAUUACAAUUUACUAAUUUCUCAGUACAGUGUGUAAAUAGAAUAGGUCAUAGUAUUUAGGUUUUAAGAUUUAAAGGGGGGUGGGGGGGGUGGGGAGGCUUAGCAUUCAGGUUAGGUAGAAUUGAAGACUUUAUAUAUAUUUGUAGGUCUUUCUUGAAUUUUUGAAAUAAAUUUGCAUGAUUUUUGCUAAUUUUUAAUUUACUUCUUUCAAAUGUGUUGAUUUUGAAAUUUGUCCAAUUGGCAGACCUAUUUACUCUUACAAUUUUAGCGUACAAUGUACGAUUUUGAGGUGUAUACAUUAUAUAUACUGUAUGUUUACUUUUUACUAUUAAGAUAUGUAUUGAAUGAUAUUGUACGAUUUUAAGAGUUUGGGGGUAAACAGGCCUGCAUUGGUUAUAAAAUUUUCUUGAAUCUUAUAAUUUUUAAUCUUAAGCAACUUUUAAAAAAAAAAAAAAUGAAAAUCUCAUUUUCUUAAUUUCAUUUGCCUUGGUAUGUUUGGUAGCUAAAAACAAGACAUUCUCUCCUUUUCCUCCCCAAUGUCUACUACUUUUGCACUACUUUUUUUAAAUGUCUGCUGUCAUGGCAAAAAAGAUGGCGCCAUUUAAAAAAAAAGUAAUGUACAAACCUGGUAAAUAGUGGCAACCGGAUGGUGUAAAUUUAACUUUUCUUAUUACAAUCUAUGUAUUUUAUUUUCACCACAUACCGGUACAUAAUUUUAAUGUUCUUAUUUUUUAAACGAGAACAAUUUAACACAAGACAUGUAAGAUUAUUUCUCAAGGGCAAAAUCAAUCAUCAUAAUUAACUUCACUCAGUGACAAAAAAAUGUUUAUUAUUAUUAUUAUGCAUAAUAACUUGAAAGUAGAAAUAGACCAGAUUUAAACUAGAAAUAUAAAAAUAAAUUAAAACAGUAAGAAUAUGCACAGGUGAAGCAAAGGAGACUACUUCAUAAUUUGUAUGGGAAGUGGGCGCCAGAAGAACCAUUUACAUGUUCCGUUCCUAGUAGUGGACAUCAUGGCCUACAUUUCCAUCAUCCUGUUCUUUCUUUGAAUUUUCAAAUGACCCUAAUUUUGGAAAUUUCCAAGUAUAUAUACAAGGCAUUUUCUCUCCAAAUAAAUUUUGAAGUAUUUCAAAAUCUUAUGUAUUUCAUACCAAGUCUUUGUAAGCAUUAUAUAUUGAUGUAUAUGUGUGCCCAUUGAGUCUGGACAUGUCAGUCAUUAGCUAUGCUCAUUUGAUGAAACCACAGUAUGGUAAGGUUGUUCAGCCCAACUACGAUAAGUAGGUGGCCAAGACUCUUUCCAAGCCAGGGGUUUUUCCAUGUUUGUGCCAGAUCAGUGUCCGGCCUGCUGACUUUUUUUUGGUUGCUCUUAUCUAUAAAUUAAUUUUGAAUACAUUUUUUUAGCAAGUAGCUGUAUUUCAUAUCAAAUUAAAGGAAAUUAGACAGAAUAAUAAUCUGUAAAAGAUAAAACAAAAUGACAAUAGUUUCAACUUUACUGGUAAAAUUAUGAGAUCAAAUUUAAAAAAUGCGCUUAAAACGGCAAACACUUAUCAAUGAAACUUUGAUAAUAAUACUAUAUAGUAUAGUCAUUUGCAAGUGACUGAAUGGUGGUUGCCCUUGACAACGGCUGCUCAUGGAAUAUUAUGACAAUUUAUAAUAUGGAUUCUACCAGGUAUUUAAGCAUCAAAUUAAAAUGUUCUUAUUUCAAUGACUUCCAUUUUAAAAUAUGGUAAUAAUUGAAUAUUUCAUAAACAUUGUCUGAGCGACCUUACAAUGGUGCAGGUUUUGUGGACAAUCAUAACAAAGCCGGACUGAACCUACCUCAAUGAGAAUUUGCACAUCUGCUGUCAUGGGGGAAUACAAAAUAACAAACACAUGAGACUAUAGGUCAGAAAGCUUGGUAGUUAUUUUUAAAAAAGGCCCUUUAGCAGAAGUUGAAGUAAAGUGGGUUGUAAAAUAAUUAUUUUUAUUAUUCCUCGGUAUUUACUAGCCUAAAAUAUUGAUGAAACAAACAAUUUUAAUGUCAACAUAAAUUUAUUCUCUAGGCACUUGAGGAUGAAGGAGAAGAUAUCAAUACCUACUUGUUUGAAAUUUCUGAAUUCUCAAAGAAGUUAAUCACAACUCCUGGAAAGAUUAAAUCAGAUGGUAAGGAUAUAAUUCAAGCCAUUUCAAAUAUAUGCUAUGUCAGACCUCAAAGAUAUUGAAAAUAUUAGAGUAAUCCAAGAAUGUUUAUUGGAUUUUCAAAUUAGGGUAUUGUCUAAAAACUUGUAAAGUUUUACUUUUUGUUUCAACUUCAUAACUUAUGAAGUUGAAACGAAAAGUAAAACUUUACAAGUUAUGGAGCUUAUUAGUAAAUUGUAUAAUAGAAAAAUCAUUUAAUUUUCUGUGGUUUUUUAUUGACCAGAAAUGAGUAUUAACAUCCAGUUGUCUGUAAUACCAUUAAUGUGGGGCUUAAUACAUUAUGGUGUUCCAUUAUUCUUUGACAUAAGUAGUUUAGAGGUUUGAAAAUAUCAUCAGAAUUUUCAACUGUAACCAACAAUAAGAUGGGUACCAAAGUGUUAUAAAAACUCUCAUAAAGUAAAGUUGUAGUGGGGGAUUUCCAAGUUAAAGUUAUUGGUAGCCUUUUGCCUCUAGCUUAUAACAAAGCUAGAAUUUUCCAUAAAUUUCCCCCACUAAAAAAUAAAGCAAUUAAAAUACUCUUUCCCUAAGUCCUUUUAACAUUACAUCAUAAUCAAAUAUUAAGUGUUUACCUUAUCUUUGUACUAAAUUAUUAUAAACAACCUAUUCUGAAUUUAUUCAUAUAGAUUUAAGAUAUCAUAUGAAAAUUAUAUUUAUUAUGACACUAGUUAUACUCCGCCAAACAAUGGUGCUAAUGCAUGAACUUCCCAUCUUUAUUUUAAAUUUAUUUUGCACAUUAUUGAAUUCACCAUUUGACCAUAUUUUUUUUUCAUACCUAUAGAACUAUAGUCACUAGUUUUUGUGUCUAAUAUUAAUCAAGAUACAGUUGUAUGUAAAUAAUGUUUACUUGCCAGCAAUAAGCAUAAAAUUUCAUUACUUUUUCGAGGAUCAGAAAAUGACGACAGCAAUACAGAAAAGGCUGAUGAAGAAGAAUCAAUUAGUGAACGUCAACUUUUAGCCAGUGAUGGGGAUCUUGCUAAUGAAAUGGCAGGAUUAGAUAAUGAUGGUGCUGCUGCCAACAUAAGUAAUCAUUUAUCUGAAGAGAAGCUUCUUUCUGUUGAAGAGGUAUGCAUUGUUUAAUAUCUUUACUGUUUAGAAGUAAAACAAUUAACCUUUUUAAUUUGAAAUGUGUAGGGUUUAUUUUCAUGUUUCUUUAAAUGUUAGGUUUUAUCUAUGCAUUUUAUUUUUUUCAGGAAGAACAAAGUACUGUUCACAGUGAACCCAUAAUCUCAGAUGCAGGUAUUUAUUAUUGCUGGGCAUAUUCAAAAUCCAAUUGAUAUUGGGCAUUUUUUCUCUCUAACAUUCUUUUGUAAAAUUUUAACUGGCUAAUUAUACAGCCAAAAUUUAAUUCAAAUUUGGACUGCGAAAAGUCUAUAAUAGAAGCGAUAGUUUAGAAAAUUUACUAUCUGUCCCAAUAUAUGUGGUUUUAAGUGCGACAAAAUAUAUUUGUAUAUCAAGAAUGUGAUUCAUCUUCAUCGUCAAGAUAGAAACAUACUGAUGUGGAUUCUCCUCUUGACAUAGGGAUGAUUUGACCAUCUUAUGAAACAAGUUUUUUGAAAAGAUAAAACAGAUACAAGAAGUAUUGCUAAAUUCAAAGUUGUCUUGAGUGAUUUUUGAGUCAAGAACAGUCUUUGGAUGAUUAUCUGGAAAUCUUUUAAUAGAAAGUUGUUGCAAAGAACGCGCAAUUUUUUUUUUUUUUUAAAUAAGUUUCGUGCAUGUGUGUGUUAUUAGUAUUGUUAGAGUCGCAAUCUACCACUUCUGCCACCUGAUGUUUGGUAUGCUGUUUGAUUGCUGCUUCAAAGGAGGAGCAUGAAGUGUAACAAUCUUCCAACCCCUAUCUCAGAUGUUGUAAGUAUGCUGGGUAGCUGCCUGAGUCAGCCCUUGAUGCUUCUAGCCACCGUCCAGAUUAUAUGUUAUCCUAAUCUCAUUUUGUGAAUUUCUUUAGUUCCCCAAGUUGAGGAGAAUGGUGGCGAAGCCGCUGAGGAUGAAGCUGCAUUAUUAACGUACAGUGGCAACGACCAAGGACAUGAAGAGAUGCAAGAAGGUGCCAAAGAUGAAUUGGGAGAUGGAGCGGAGGAAUGUGACAUUGAGGGAAACCCCGAUGAUGAAUCUGGAGAAAUGCCGACUGAGUUUAUUGAAGACAAUGAAGAAAGUCUUCAGGAAAGUGCACAAAUCGAUACAGUAAAUGAGGACUCUAAUAUUGACUCUCAAAACCCAUCUGAAUCAACAGAAAUCAAAAUGGAAACCACGGAUCAAAAUGACUCAAGCAGUAAAACUGCACCAAGCAGCACUGCUGCAUUGAGCACACCAGUUUCUGCAACAAAGCAAAAUUUAGCUACUGUUGCAAAGUCUGCCAACAAUUUGUCUGUUUCUGCCAAAGUUGAGAAAACGGAUUCAUCAGCUGUAUCUGAAGGUGGGGAUGAGUCUUUCGUCGUGCAGGUAGAUGACACCAUGUUGAAUGAAAUAGAUGCAGAUCUCCUCGAUGGCCAACAAGGUGAAGGAAAGGGGGCAGAGACUUCAGGGAAUCAAGAAGAGAAAAAAACUGAAACAUCUGGAACCGGACUUGGAAACACAGGUGCAGCCACAGAUGCUGCUACAAAAUCUUCUGAAAAUACUGACUUGAAGGACACCAAUGUCAAGUCUACAGCCGCAAGUAAAGAUGAAAAAGACACGAAGACUGCAGCCAAGAGGUUUGUUUUACGUCCUUUAAAAUAACUUUGUUUGAUUGUGAAGUCUGCAGUCGUAUGGAUAAUUUAAUUAAUUUAAGUCGCUCGUUACAUUGACAGCGGUUGUUGAUGUAUGCCGUCCAUAGCAAACUUCCUUUUUCAGCAAUUUUAUUACAUUUCAAAACUUAAUUGCUAUCUCAUAUUUCAGGUGUUGGUAAUAACAAGAGAUGAUAGUAAAACAUUGUGGUUUGUUUUGUACUUGUGAUAUAUUAGAAUUUUAUCUUGUGACUUGCUAUGGCAUUUAUCUCAGACUGUACCUUUAGAACUUUUUAAGGACACAGACAAAUAUCUACUCAUGACAAAAGCAUGGGUAUAAAUAGUAUUAACAUGUCUCUAAAGUUUCUGUCUGGCCUGUUAAACCUUAAUGAUGUGGAACUGUGCUAGUGCUAAUUAAAUUUUCUUAUCUUGUUUCAGCGGUACUAUCAAGACUGCUAAGAAGGAUGAAAAAAGUAAGACAAUAUUAUGUCAUGUUUGGGCAUUGUUUUUCCUCCACAUAUUUAUUGAUAAUAACUCUCUGUCCUGAUUCAGCUUUGGUUCUAUUUGUGUGUGUGUAAUAAAGCUAUACUCAUUUCAGAUUAAACUAAAAUUUGCAGAUCUUAUACAUUUUUAAUCAAUUAUUUUAGCUGUCCAAAGUAGCCGCAAUCUCUGGGUCAGUGGUCUUUCUUCAAGCACUAGAGCUACAGAUCUCAAGACACUUUUUAGUAAACAUGGAAAGGUGAGCACUAGAAUUUUUUCUGAAAUAUUUUAAACAGUUAAAUCUCUCUAUAUUAUUCUUUAUGUUUUUACCAUGGCAAAAUUUUGAAGUUCACUUUCCAGUUAGGCUUCAGACAGAUACUUCUUUCCACAUGUUGGGCUGUCUUAAUCGUUUUCAACUUAGUGCAUGUUUCCAUUUGAGAUGGUUUCUGCGACACUAUUUUUGGGACUUGCAAUUAUACGCUUUUAUUAUUAUUUUCAGGUUAUUGGUGCUAAGGUAGUGACAAAUGCAAGAUGUCCAGGUUCCCGCUGCUAUGGUUUUGUUACUAUGGGCUCGGCUGAUGAAGCAACAAAAUGCAUUCAGCAUCUUCAUCGUACUGAAUUACAUGGAAGAAUGAUUUCUGUUGAACGGGUAAGAGGCAUAAAAUUCAUAGGGCUUGUCAUAGAAUUCAUUACAGAAAAUUUUUGUAGAUUUUAAUUCUACAACUUAACCUUCGUGACAUUCUUUUACUUAAAAGGCUAAGACAGAGCCUCAAGGAGCAAAAGCGAAAGUGUUACCCCCUAGUGGUAUCAAAUCACCAACUAAAUCAUCUCGACCAUCUCGAAGAUCUGAUCCUAAAUCGUCAGUACCUCGUAAAGAAGAGGGUAAGAUAAGUUUUUAACUUACUAAUUUAUUCAUUAUAUUCAUUAUUCAUUAUUUAUUAAUAUAUUGUGCCUUGUGUGCGUGAAUUGUGGUUUAAAAUUACUAACACUUAAGGCACUUAAAAAAUGUUCUAUUGCAAUGGUAAAAGUAAGAAUAAGAUGUCUUGCUACACAACAGUUAGUGCUGAAUAGCAGUGCUGUAGGUUUGAACCAUUAUAAUUUUUAAAUUAUUUGUAUGCAAAUAUGCAAUAAUUAAUGUAUCAAGUAAAAGUAUUCACCCAACAUAGUCCAUCAAUUAGUUGUGGCUUCGUGAAAAUUUACAAUUAAUAUGGGUGCUCUACUAUAGACAAAAAAGAUGGAUCCAAAGAAGUGGGGAAAGAAUUAGAUAAAAAACCAGAGGAGAAGCAUGAUGGUUCUAGAAGCUCAUCACGUCAAAGAAGUAGGGAUAGAAGGCACUCCCCUCGCAGUAAAAGUGGAAGACCCGGAGGUAGUUAGAUUCAUUAUUCUAAGUAAUAUAGAUAGGGUAUUUUUUAUUGGUAAGUUAAUUAUCAGGACGAAUCUCUUGCCAUGAACAUGCUAUCUUUUUUGAAUGUAUAUAUAUAUAUAUAUGUGUAUAUAUAUGUAUAUGUAUAUGUAUAUAUAUAUAUAUAUGUAUAUAUAUAUAUGUAUAUAUAUAUAUACAUAUACAUUUACACUAUUUCUAUAUAUAUAUAUAUAAGUAAUAUAGAUAGGGUAUUUUUUAUUGGUAAGUUAAUUAUCAGGAUGAAUCUCUUGCCAUGAACAUGCUAUCUUUUUUGAAUGUAUAUAUAUAUAUAUAUGUGUAUAUAUAUGUAUAUGUAUAUGUAUAUAUAUAUAUAUGUAUAUAUAUAUAUGUAUAUAUAUAUAUACAUAUACAUUUACACUAUUGCUAUAUAUAUAUAUAGCAAUAGUGUAAAUGAUUAAGAUAAUUCUGCAUUAAAAAAUAAUGGCAUAUAAAUUUUGAUUUAAAUGUACAUUUAAUAGUUGCAGACUUAAGUGUUGCAAAGUGUUCAAUUUUUCUUUUUAUAAAAUGUAUAGAGCAUCACCACUCAAGAGAACGUAUCUCAAGGGAAAAGUCAGGCCUUUCUGAUCAAGAAAAAAAGGAAUUGGAUGUCCUGUCUUUUGAGAAAAUUAAGGUACUGGUAUGUAUUAAGUUGAAUUUUUUUAACCAAUGAUUUUUAAAAGUCUUUUUUUUUUAAUUUUGUAAACAUAUUGCAUGAAAUGUAAAUUAUAGUGUUACAAUCAUUCUGACAUAGGCUGAAAGAGAGCGUGAACGACUCAGGCGUAGAGAAAUGUACUUGCGUCAUGAAGAGAGAAGGCGUCAACUUGAUUUGGAAAGAGAACAGUACAAACAGCAACUUAUUGAAAAGCGUCAUCGCGAGGAAGCCCUUAAAAUUGAAAGAGAAAGAAGAAGACUCAGGUAGGCUUUUAUUAUUUUUUCAAUGGAAAUGAUUUCCUAUCUAAAGGAAAUUUGACAUUUUUAUUGGCCUUAGUUUCGAGGGGGGGGGAUUUUUUGCUGACUUAAUUUCUUAUGACUAUUUUCUUCUUUUGUCUGCUGUGCAUUGAUCAUUUAUUUAUUUUUUAUUUAUUUAUUUUUUAGAGUCCAUUUAUCUCGUUCUCCCCUUUCACAAAGUUUUGUGCUUAAAAUUGAGAAAUUAUUAGGCACCUUCUGUAACCAUUGUUAGGAAAAAAAUCAUAUAAUCCUAAUAUCCUUAAAAGAUGGUGUUGCAAGGAACUUAAAAAUUAUUUUUCGUCUUUAUGUAUGAAGAAUAGGUACUGCUCCUUUAUAGGAAAGGUUAAAGUCCAGAUUAUAAUAACUGAACUCUUUCUACAGUUUAGAUCUGGUGGUGUUGUAUUUAUUCAACUUUAUUAGGCCUUUUACUUAUAUUAAUUUAGUAUGUCAUAGAAUCUGUAACAUUUUUUUAUUAAUUGCAAAACCCUAAUGAUGUUUAAACGAUGAUAUUUAUAGAAUUUUCAUUUACAAUUUACACGUAACUUGAAGUUGAGCUCAUCUUUUACAGGGAAAUGCGAGAAGAAAUUGAAAGAGAGAGAAUGGAAGCUGAAAGACUGAGACUUGAAACAGAGAGGCUCCAAAUAGAAAGAGAGCAGGAAACUUAUAGAAGAGAACAGCAGAGGUAAAGUAAAUUUACUUUUACUAAGUGGUCUUUCUGGGAGUUUCUAAAAGAAUAAUAUCCAUACAUUUAUUUUACAAAAUCAUAAGUUGUAAAGAAUAAUCUUUAUCUAUCUUUUAGAGUAUUACAGGAUCGAAGGGCAUUAAAACGACCUGGUGAAAGAUCAAGCUUAAGAGAUGAGGAGUGGCCCAGUAAACGUCCAGCAGAUAGAUAUGCCACAGGCGACAGGUGAGAAAUCUAUUAAAUAUGUUAAUUACUUUUUAAACUUUAUUUGAAGCUUAUGAACAGCGCUGGAAGAGAGUCAAGUUUACCAUUUUAUUCCUUGGGUUCGCAUCAUUAGUCUUUAAUCAUUUAAGAGAGCAUUCCAUAUCCCAUCAAAGAAGAAUUUCAGGUGCUUUUAUACACAAUUGAUUAGCAACCAACCUUGAUUUUUAAUGCCUGUGUAUCUUCUGUGACCUGGUUGACCUAGUUUGUUUAUUUUUUUUUACAAAUAUAUUAAUUGAUAAAUAAUUUUCUUGUUUGUAGGGGAAGUAGAUUUGAGCGAAAGCCAGAACGUUUUGAAAGACGAGAUCCAGCUGAAAGACCUGGGCGUUUUGAAGGUCGUAGAGAAGAGAGGGGACGGCAUGAAAGGUAACAUAAUUAUUAUGUGUUUUUCUUACAAUUCCCUUGAUUACUUAAUGCAUGUUUCACUUAAGUAAGUCUCAUGACCUAACUGAUCUCUAACCUUAAAAAAAAAAAAAUUGAUAACUUAAGGUUUUUCUUUCAGAUUUGAAGAGAGGGAAAGACCACAGCGUGCAGAACGAGAGCCUCGGGAUAGGGAGUACACCAGAAGAGAUGAUCACAGGCCAGGUUUUAGAGAAGACAGACCACCCAGAGAAGGUCGCUCAAGAGAUGAAAGACCAUCUGGUCGGGAUUCUGCUCGUGGUCCACCUAGACACGAGUCUCGUGACUGGAAAUCAGAAAGAGGUACAAGUUUUAAACCGUAUUAUAAAUUAGCCAUUUAAAAAUUUUAGUAUAAUUUUUUUAAUGUUUAUGUAUUUUAUAGACAGACCUGGUGAAGGGACACAUCUGAGAAAUGAAGAUUAUAUUUACUUUUCUUCAGGAGCAAGUAGAGGUUCUGGUGGUGGAUCAAAUGCUUGGAAUGGUCCAGUGGAACGUCCUAAGAUGGACAGUGGCUGGAGUCAAGGAAUGGGCUCAGGUGGUAUGGGCCAGGGAGACGGCUGGGAAAGUGGAGUAGUCAUGUCUCAGCCUGGAGGCAGUUUUAGCCUACAGCAAGGCCCCAUGAUGACAAGUGGAAUGGGAGGUGGACCUGCAUUUAUAGUUCAGCCAGCCAUGUCAGGUCCUCCUGUGAUGUUGCAAGGCAGUUUGACAAGACAAGGAGACAACAGAUUUAGCUUGACCACUACAGGGCGGCGGUUUUAAAAUACAGGAUUAAAAUUAUUGGUAUUGUCUAUGUAUUAACUUUUACAAGAUCAUGACUCUUGCACUACAUGGAUCUUAAUUGGAGUCAAAAUGUUUCAAGGUCUGAAGUUGGUCUUGUCUUUAACUAUUUCACUUUAUUUGUGCUAAUUCUUAAGGUGCAUGAUCAUUCCACCAAAUAUUGUGACCUACUAGAUUUAUUCAAUAAAAUUUAAAAUACUUUUUUUUUUUCCACCUUGUCAUUGAUGUCAAAAAUGUUGGUCUACUUGUAUGUAUGCAAAUGUGUUGUGUUCCUCAUAAUUAUGAAAAUGUGCUAGCCUCAAUGUUUUAGAUGUGCUCUAAUUCUAAUGAAAGUGGUUUAAUGGCUCUGCCAUGGUGUAAAUGUUGGACAAGUUUAUAGUAUUACCGUUUUCUUUUUUUUUUCUUUUUUUCUUAAAUUCAGUUGAAUUUUAAUGUAUUGAAGAUAAUAAAUGUAUUUAAUUUGACAUGUU